ACCAGGAACAGGAAGUUACGCAAGCUAACGCACGCACCGCGUCUUCUAGCUAGCCUACCAAAGUUAGCAUCACAAAUAUCCAGAAAAGCCAUUUAUUCUUGGUAGAAAUGCCAUCAUUAAACGGAAAAGCUGAUGUUAUUUUUGAAGAUGAUGACCUGCCUUACGAAGAGGAGAUCAUCAGGAAUCCGUACUCUGUUAAGUGUUGGAUGCGUUACAUUGAAUUCAAACAAAAUGGACUUAAAACUAACCUUAACAUGAUAUAUGAGCGGGCUUUGAAGGAACUACCUGGAAGCUAUAAGUUGUGGUAUAAUUACCUGAGAGAGAGGCGGAAACAGGUUAAAGGGAAAUGCAUCACUGAACCAGCCUAUGAGGAAGCCAACAAUUGUCAUGAGAGGGCUCUGGUGUUCAUGCACAAGAUGCCUAGAAUAUGGCUCGAUUACUGCCAGUUCCUCGUGUUGCAGUGUAAAAUCACAAGAAGUCGGCGGACUUUCGACCGCGCUCUCAGAGCCCUUCCUGUAACUCAACAUCCACGAAUCUGGCCCUUGUAUCUCCGCUUUGUCCAUAAUCUUCCCGUGCCUGAGACGGCUGUCCGAGUAUACCGCAGAUACCUUAAGCUGUCUCCAGAGAAUGCGGAAGAAUACAUAGGGUAUUUGCGAACUGUUGGUCGCUUGGACGAAGCAGCUGUACGGCUAGCUGCAAUCGUCAAUGAUGAGAACUUUGUGUCCAAAGAGGGCAAAUCCAACUAUCAGCUGUGGCACGAGCUCUGCGACCUGAUCUCCCAGAAUCCUGAUAAGGUGACCUCCCUAAAUGUGGGAGCUAUCAUCCGAGGAGGUCUCACUCGCUUCACAGACCAGCUGGGGAAACUUUGGUGCUCUUUGGCUGACUAUUACAUCAGGAGUGGCCACUUUGAGAAAGCUCGAGAUGUGUAUGAGGAAGCCAUCCUUACAGUGGUCACUGUAAGAGACUUUACACAGGUUUUUGAUAGUUAUGCUCAGUUUGAGGAGAGCAUGAUUGCUGCUAAGAUGGAGACCAAUUCUGAGAUGGGGCAGGAUGAAGAGGAUGACGUAGACCUGGAGCUUAGACUGGCUCGCUUUGAGCAACUCAUAGCUCGUCGACCACUUUUGCUCAACAGUGUGCUCCUAAGGCAGAACCCCCAUAAUGUCCACGAGUGGCACAAGAGAGUAAAACUGUAUGAGGGGACUCCACGGCAGAUUAUUAACACUUUUACAGAGGCUGUGCAAACUGUGGAUCCAAUGAAAGCCACUGGAAAGCCACACUCGCUCUGGGUGUGUUUUGCCAAAUUCUAUGAGGAGAAUGAGCAGCUGGAUGAUGCAAGAACAAUUUUUGAGAAGGCUACCAAAGUGAACUUCAAGCAGGUGGAUGACCUUGCUGCAGUUUGGUGUGAAUACGGCGAGAUGGAACUUCGUCACGAAAACUAUGAUCAGGCACUCCGCAUACUGAGGAAAGCCACAGCCAUCCCAUCAAAGAAGGCAGAGUAUUUUGAUUCAUCUGAGCCGGUCCAAAACCGAGUCUAUAAGUCCCUGAAGGUUUGGUCUAUGCUGGCAGACCUGGAGGAAAGUCUCGGCACCUUCCAGUCUACAAAAGCAGUAUAUGAUCGCAUUAUUGAUCUCCGCAUCGCCACUCCGCAAAUCAUCAUCAACUAUGCCAUGUUCCUGGAAGAGCACAAUUACUUUGAGGAAAGCUUCAAAGCAUACGAGCGAGGAAUCGCACUUUUUAAGUGGCCAAAUGUGUAUGACAUCUGGAACACCUACCUCACCAAGUUUAUUGACCGUUAUGGUGGCAAGAAGCUGGAACGAGCCAGAGAUUUAUUUGAACAAGCUUUGGAUGGCUGCCCUGCCAAGUUUGCCAAAACCAUCUAUCUGCUGUAUGCUAAACUGGAGGAGGAGUAUGGAUUGGCUCGUCACGCCAUGGCUGUCUAUGAAAGAGCAACACAGGCAGUGGAACCCGAGGAGAGACAUCAUAUGUUCAACAUCUACAUCAAGCGAGCAGCUGAAAUAUAUGGAGUGACAUACACCAGAGCCAUAUAUCAGAAAGCAAUCGAGGUCCUUCCUGAUGAGCACGCCAGAGACAUGUGUCUGCGAUUUGCUGAUAUGGAGAGUAAACUUGGGGAGAUUGAUCGGGCCAGAGCGAUCUACUCCUAUUGUUCUCAGAUCUGUGACCCCAGGUUGACAGCAAACUUCUGGCAGACUUGGAAAGAAUUUGAGAUACGCCAUGGAAAUGAAGACACCAUCAGAGAGAUGUUGAGGAUCAAGCGCAGUGUCCAAGCUACCUACAACACCCAGGUCAACUUUAUGUCCUCACAGAUGCUGAAAGCCACUACAAGCUCCACAGGCACUGUGUCAGACCUUGCUCCAGGCCAGAUGGGCAUCGAUGAUAUGAAGAUGCUGGAGCAGAAAGCCCAGCAGCUUGCAGCCGAGGCAGAGCUGGACAAACCCAAACCUAAGGAGAAGAUUCUCUUUGUCAGGAGUGAUACAUCUCGUAGUGAGUUGGCUGAACUUUCUAAACAAGCCAAUCCUGAUGAGAUCAACAUCGAUGAUGAGGAUGAAGAUGAUGACGACCGAGGACCUGAUGAGGUGCAGCUGGAGCAGAAGAGCAUCCCCACAGCUGUCUUUGGAGGACUGAAAGAAGACUGAAAGAACUCUGCACCUUUUCAGAAAGACUUUUGAUAUUUCAUAUAAUCUGGGAUUAUAAUAAUUUUAAACUUUGAAUACAUGUUAAGUUGUACCUUCAAGUGAUUUCAUUAUAAAAAUAGAAUGGAGCAUUGUCUCUUUAGAUUUUGUAGUGAACAAUUACUACUUUGGCCACAAGGUGUCACUCUUUCUUAAAUGCUAGUUUAAAAGACAAAAGAGCUUUUUGUUUCUCUUCUGAACUGUUGCUAUGUGCUUACAUGAAAACAAGUGUUUUGUUUGCUUUAUUGAAAGUUCUUUAAAAUAAACGUGACCAUGCUCUCUUAUGUCAAA
Messenger RNA from Oryzias latipes (Japanese medaka), 2981 nucleotides. It is a transcript of the gene xab2, whose product is annotated as XPA binding protein 2. The record is from RefSeq and is a predicted model, not a curated record. Gene Ontology annotation, cellular component: U2-type catalytic step 2 spliceosome; post-mRNA release spliceosomal complex; Prp19 complex. Gene Ontology annotation, biological process: generation of catalytic spliceosome for first transesterification step; mRNA splicing, via spliceosome. Gene Ontology annotation, molecular function: protein binding. NCBI's taxonomy places the organism in Eukaryota, Metazoa, Chordata, Actinopteri, Beloniformes, Adrianichthyidae.